AUGGCAACCAUUAUUGAACGUAAUGUUGCUGACUCAAUCGAUGAUUUAGUUAAAGAAGCUGAAAUGUUGAAAACACGUUUGGAAGAAGAACGUGCCAAAUUUAAUGAUAUGGAAUUAACAACGGUCGCUGAAAAACUUGAUGCCUUACCACCUUUCAGUACUAAGUCAAGACGAUUAUUAAAAGGCCAUCAAGGAAAAGUUUUGGCAUUGGAUUGGUCUGUCGAUAAACGACAUAUGGUUAGCACAUCUCAGGAUGGAAAACUAAUUGUUUGGGAUGCUUUCACAACAAAUAAAGAAAAUGUUAUUACAAUGCCGACAACAUGGGUGAUGACUUGUGCUUAUUCUCCCUCUGGAACAACAGUUGCAUGUGGAGGUUUAGACAACAAAGUGACACUUUAUCCACUUAACUUAGAUGAAGAUGUUAAUAAACACAAAAAAGUCGUUUCUAAUCAUUUAAAUUAUAUAUCGUCGUGUAAAUUUAUGCAUUCUGAUCAACAACUGUUAACGGCAAGUGGUGAUAGUACCGCAAAGUUAUGGGAUGUUGAAAGUAGUACGGCUAUACAAACAUUUCAAGGUCAUCAGGCGGAUAUAAUGGGCAUCGACGUGUCACCAAGUGAAAGUGGAAAUAUAUUUGUAUCUGGCAGUUCCGACCACAUGGCAAUGGUUUGGGAUAUCCGUACUGGUCAAUAUGUACAAACAUUUGAAGGCCAUGAAUCUGAUGUGAAUUGCGUUCGAUUUUAUCCAAGCGGUGAUGCGUUUGUUACUGGCUCCGAUGAUGCAACGUGUCGUUUAUUUGAUUUACGUGCUGAUCGUCAAGUAGCUAUUUUCAAGAAAGAAUCAGUUAUAUUUGCCUGUAAUGCCGUGGAUUUUUCAUUGAGUGGACGUCUAUUAUUUGGUGGUUAUAGUGAUUAUUGCAUUGAUGUUUGGGAUACAUUAAAAGGUUCCCGUGUUGCAAUAUUGUAUGGUCACGAAAAUCGUGUUAGUUGUUUGCAAAUCUCACCAGAUGGUACAGCAUUGGGAACAGGAAGCUGGGAUUGUACUCUCAGGAUAUGGGCAUAA
Molecule: messenger RNA, 1059 nt
Organism: Didymodactylos carnosus
Lineage: Eukaryota; Metazoa; Rotifera; Eurotatoria; Philodinida; Philodinidae
Source: the annotation of a GenBank genome assembly